Molecule: messenger RNA, 1715 nt
Organism: Vigna radiata var. radiata (mung bean)
Lineage: Eukaryota; Viridiplantae; Streptophyta; Magnoliopsida; Fabales; Fabaceae
Product: ADP-ribosylation factor 1
Exons: 8
Coding region: 446-994 (182 amino acids)
Biological process (GO): intracellular protein transport; vesicle-mediated transport
Cellular component (GO): Golgi apparatus; cytoplasm
Molecular function (GO): GTP binding; GTPase activity
Source: RefSeq, a predicted model, not a curated record
ACUUUGAUUGUGGCAGGCUAAUUCUAAUUCUAAAGGCAGGAAAUGACAGUUGAGUUGAAAACGGGGUUGCCAUAGGUGCGAGAUCCCAAAACCGAAAGGUGGAGGGCGAGGGAAUCGAAACCAUCUAGUAUUUAUCUUCGUUUUCUUCGUCUCCAUUCUUUCUUUUUCCAUUCUUCUUCCUUUCAUCCCUCGCAGGAAUCUUGCCAAACCUAAUCGAUCCUUCUACUUUCUUUGCGUUUCCAAUGUAUCGUCUUCGUUCCCUUCCUUCCACCAUGGAUGCCAUUUAGAUUCACACUCACAUACACUUCUCAGCUUCACCCUUUCUGCUUCGAGAUCUGAUCUCAUUCUCAUUCCGUUUGUUUCCAGAAAGAAAAAUUCAUUCGGUUACUGAUUGAUGUGCUAGUUGCAAUUGCACUGUUUGAGCGUCCCUCUGCCGAAUCGGAAGAUGGGAUUAGUGUUUACAAAAUUGUUUUCCUCUCUCUUCGGUAACAAGGAAGCUCGAAUCCUCGUUCUCGGCCUCGACAAUGCCGGGAAAACCACUAUCCUUUAUCGGCUUCAGAUGGGCGAAGUUGUCUCCACCAUUCCAACUAUUGGGUUUAAUGUCGAAACUGUGCAGUAUAACAACAUCAAAUUUCAAGUUUGGGAUUUAGGUGGGCAAACAAGUAUCAGGCCAUAUUGGAGGUGUUACUUUCCAAAUACUCAGGCAAUAAUAUAUGUUGUUGAUUCAAGUGACGUUGAUAGGCUUGUGAUUGCUAAGGAGGAGUUCCAUGCAAUUCUGGAGGAGGAAGAACUAAAAGGUGCUGUUGUUCUGCUUUUUGCAAACAAACAGGACCUUCCUGGUGCACUUGAUGAUGCUGCAGUGACGGAGGCUCUUGAGUUACACAAGAUAAAAAAUCGUCAAUGGGCUAUUUUCAAAACUUCUGCAAUAAAAGGAGAAGGACUUUUUGAGGGCCUGGACUGGUUGAGCAACACACUCAAAUCUGGGGGUGGCUAAAGUUGUCCAGCUUCAGUGAAAUGAUUGAAUUCAGAAGGGAAGGUUGACAUGCGUAUUUUUGGUAUCUCUUUCACUGUGAAUUAUGUUACAAUAAUAGAUUAAAGUUCGCACAUGCGUUUGAUUCCGCUUUGUAUUUACAGUUAAAGGUGUGAAUGGUGGUCAUCGGUUGUCUUUUCGUUGUUUUUUUUAUUUUUUAUUUUUAAGCCAGUCUCUUGGUUCCCGUAAUAGCAGUAGCUGAAUGGUUUCUAAGGAAAAUUUUCUCGUCUAAUCUUGUGUAAUCGAGCUACAUGGGUUUACACUUAAUGUGCUUGACGUAAAGAUGAUUCCAUGAGGUAGUUUUGUCAAUGAUACCGGCUGAUGAUGACAAACCUUCAAAGCUCUCUGGUGGCGAUGAGGACCGAAAAGCUAUUAAAGCUAUUGUUGACAAGGCGAAUCAUGGUAGCAAAUUUUUACUUAGUGUAAAAUGUUUUAGGUUUAUAUGACAAUUCUCUUUGGAUUUCGGAUUUAAAAUUCCGGUUAUCUAAAAGUAACUUUUGGUUCAAACUAUAAGUCGGAUUGGAUACCUAAUUUGGGGCAAAAGUUUCUUAAUGCCUGUUUUUAUAUAUUUCACAGGAUUUUUGUUUGAGGAAGAAUUUUAACUGGCACAAAAAGUUGGACUUUGGAGCAAAGAAACCCAAUUUACCAGGGGAAUAGAAUUUAAUAUUUUUUCAUGAAAAAAAAA